Molecule: messenger RNA, 729 nt
Organism: Talaromyces stipitatus ATCC 10500
Lineage: Eukaryota; Fungi; Ascomycota; Eurotiomycetes; Eurotiales; Trichocomaceae
Exons: 2
Coding region: 206-718 (170 amino acids)
Source: RefSeq, a predicted model, not a curated record
ACUUUGCAAAAUACUAAAGAACUUCCAUUAUCUUACAUUUCUUCUUUUAGUUUUGCUGCCUUCUGUCUAACAAUUCUCGCCUUACUAAGCGCCAGCGGUGGCUCAAUGCAUUGUUUCUCGUGAAUAACUUUGUACACUUCUUCGGAUUCGUUAUCACGCGAGGGACUAAGGGUCACACAUAGCACUUGCUUGCGACUAUUGCAAGAUGGCUUUCAAUGCGAAAAACCUAAGCUAUGAUCGAAACGAGCCGGCAUUCCUACGAAAACUUCGAGGCCAGUACAGCGGAGAUGAUUAUGCACGUCAGGAACGGUCUGUACAACGCCCGCGCAAGCCCAAGGACAUCGAUGAUGACGAUGCGCCUGUGUACAUAGACGAAGAGACAAAUGAAAUGAUAUCGAAGGAGGACUACGAAACACUAGUGAACGGUACUGAUGGGAAAGACGGGGGUACCGACAAGGACAAGGAAGGACUGGAAGAACCGACAGAUCCAGCAAAGUCGAAGCAUUCAGAGCAAGCCGCUAGUGGCGAUACGAGAUCGCAACAGAAUCUAGCCGAGAUUGGCGCACAGAAGAAACGAAGGAAAGCCAAAGUCAUAUCAGAGGAAGAAGUUGCUAAGGACGGAUCGCGGAGCAAGGACACCUCGGAGACGUCCAAACCCAGUACGAAACCGAGCGCAAAAAGGAAAAAGAUUAAACUGUCCUUUGACGAGCCAGAAUAAGUGAAAUAAUU